This is a messenger RNA of Fonsecaea nubica, 1071 nucleotides long. RefSeq lists its product as hypothetical. Lineage: Eukaryota; Fungi; Ascomycota; Eurotiomycetes; Chaetothyriales; Herpotrichiellaceae. The coding region runs from base 1 to 1071 and encodes 356 amino acids. The record is from RefSeq and is a predicted model, not a curated record. The transcript has a single exon.
AUGCGCAAGAAACGACGCGCUCUGGCUUGGGAUCCUCCAGAAAAGAGAGAUCAAUCCACGCUUCAUCGAGCCAACCGUCAAUCCACUAGGUCUGCUCACUCGAUCGCCUCUACUGUCCUAACUCGAGCUUCGAAUGUCAUCCAGAUUGCCUACAUUCCAGGAGUAACUGUCCGGUCACCCCCAGACUCACCAGGAUUCAUUCCACCGGUUCCUUCGAUCCCUGGAGGCAUUGCCUCCAACUCUGCCAACGGGUCACCCCAGCUGGAGCAGCAUUUCUUCAUGCCGAAAGACUUGAGAGAUUCGACCUGGUCGGACACUUCUUCCGUCGACCCGCGAAUAAGCCUUGCCCCGAGCUUGGCUCGAGCAAGCGUGGCGACGACGAUUUACCGAAGUGAUGCUGUUGUUCCACCUAUACCAGCUCAACAGGCCUUCCGAGCUCAAGCCAACGUCGUGAGUGUUAAGUCCGGUGCGAACACUCCAGGAAACUCGUCAACCCCAAGCGCGAGAACGCCACAGAUCCCGCAAGUCCCACAAAUGCCCAAAAUAGGCAGUAGCAACAGCUCUAUCGUCGCGAGAAACGUCACUGCGCGACCUAUCGAAGUCAAGAAAGCCAGCUCGGCGACCAGGGUACCAACACUGGCAAAUCUGGCGAAAGAAGCCUCACGAAAGAGCAGUACGGCUACAAGCUCAAAGGAGAGCAUUCCGUUCUUCGUGGAUGAAAAGGAAGUGGUUCCUUCACCCGCGACUUCAACUCCCCUGACUGUCCUCGAUGAGUCCCCAAUAUCACCCCUGGUGAUUCCCAAGCAGCCCUUCGCAGCCAACCACUCGGCGAGGUCAUCGUCGGUGAGCGCUAUUUUGCCUUUGGAGGGGUCUAAAGGAGGUUCGUCCCCGGGCCCUACACAUCGGCAUACCGGCAGUGCCACCUUGAGUGCCGCAAUCGAGGACGCCAUCAAACGUGCCCGGAAUCCCGAACACAUGAACGUGAGCAGCCCGACCCUACGGCCGGAACUGGUCAAGCAUGAUGCGGGACCGUUUUCAGAUGCCAAUGAAGUGAAGGAGAAUUUGCCUUGA